Molecule: messenger RNA, 369 nt
Organism: Triticum turgidum subsp. durum (durum wheat)
Lineage: Eukaryota; Viridiplantae; Streptophyta; Magnoliopsida; Poales; Poaceae
Source: the annotation of a GenBank genome assembly
AUGGUGGCGCUCUUCGGCGGGCACACUCUGGGCGUGGCGCGCUGCCCGUUGUUCACGCCCCCCCUCAAGUUCAGGGCGGCCACGCUGGACGCCGGAUUCGCGUCGUCUCUGGCGGCCACAUGCAGCAAGGGCGGGGACUCGGCGAUGGCGACGUUCGACCGGACGAGCACGGCGUUUGACGACGUCUACUUCAAGGAGUUUCAGCAGCGGAGGGGCUUGCUGAGCUCGGACCAGACGCUGUUCGAGUCGCCAGAGACGCAACGGCUUGUGAACAUGUUCGUCAUGAACCAGGGCUACUUCUUCUACGUGUUCCAGCAGGGGAUGGGCAAGAUGGGUGCGGGCAAGAGCUUGAGCUCCGUGCAAGGAUAG